Molecule: messenger RNA, 900 nt
Organism: Brenthis ino (lesser marbled fritillary)
Lineage: Eukaryota; Metazoa; Arthropoda; Insecta; Lepidoptera; Nymphalidae
Source: the annotation of a GenBank genome assembly
AUGGGAAAUUUAAUUGAAUUCAAAACGUGGCCGAGACAUCAGAGAUUAUUUCAUGAAGUUACAAGUGAUGGAAUAUCGUUCUGGGUCAAAUCACAUGGAAGCGCUGUAGUGGGCUUGGCCGAAGUACCAAAUAGGGAGUGUUCAUAUGAGCUCACAAUAGAACCAAACAAGUGUUCUCUGAAGACCGAAGGAGGAGUCUGUUGUACAACUGAUGAUGACUAUAUUUUUUUGCUUAGACAUGAAUUUAGAAAAUAUUGGAUUUCAUGGAGGCAUAACACCAUUGUCUUUGGGUCUGGAAAUACAGUAAUUCUCCUAUGGCUAUGUUCUAUGAAGAAUUUCAUUAAAUAUGUUACAUUUUGUAGCGACAGAGAUUCAGGAAUGACUGAGUGGAAGUGUUAUUUGCCUCCGGUUGCUACAAUAGAAAACCUACCAUUGAGAAGGUUACAAGGUGGAAAACCUCGCUGGGUUCAGGUUGAAGACAACACUAAGCUCCCAGACGGAGCCCUGAUUGGAGGCUAUGAGAAUGAAUUCCUAUACAUCAUGAGAGCGCCGUUCAGAGGUUCAUUGACUCCAGGGAAAUUUGUGCCAAGUUUGGGACUUGGAUUUAUUGCAUGGGGACAUGAAAGCUAUAAGUGUGACACGGUAGAGAUAUUAUGUGGCUACAACUGUACCUGGGUCCGGAGCAAAUACAAUGAGGUGCCAACAGGUGCGGUGGAGGGAGGUUACUCGGAGGUAGACCAUGAGAUGCUUUAUGUGGGCCGAGUGUCAUACGGAGGGCACCUUAUUGUGGGGAAGGUGCAGCCCUCACACAGCUGCUGCUACUUCGCCUAUAAAGACAUGACAAAUUCGGAAAGGCACUUUGAAAUUUUAGUUGUUCCCAAUUCAAAUGCGACGCUUUCG